GUACAUUUUAAUAACUACUGUAGUCAAGCAUGAGCUCAAACACACUCUCUGCUGUGUUAGAGAAGCUGAUCUGCCGCCUCUGUCUGAAUGACUUUCCCUGCGGAUUUGGCAGCUGGUACUGUACAGAGGGAGCAGAGACAGAGGAGACAGAUGCUCUUCUGGAUCUCCUGAACUGUCCUCACUCGCCAUGGAGACACGAUGAAUCCUGGAGCCCACAAGCUCCUUCACUGAGGCAGCUGGCAUUGAUCUCACCUGAACGGCUGCACGCUGACUUGAUUUAUAAUUAUUUCACUGCAUUACGCAUCAUAGACAAGGGUGUAUCGAUCAUCGAUGAUGGCCUGGUAAAGUUUGCCAAGUUGGAGGAAUUGGUGCUAAGUGCCAACAAACUCACAGAAAUCCCUGCAGAAAGCCUCCCUCCCACUUUGAAGGUUUUGGAGCUCCGUGACAAUUGGAUAUCAUCUCUGAGUUGUCUAACUAAAUGCCCGCCGCCUCAUCUGCAGUAUCUUGGCCUUGGUUCAAACCAUCUGGGUUUCCCUGAUGAUGUCACUCAUCUUACCAGGAAACACUGGCCACAGCUGGUGUGUCUGGACCUGAGUGAUUGUGAGUUUCAGGACCAUCGGGCCCUGUUGAAUGCCUUGAGGACCCUGUCCUGCCUCAGGACACUGGUGCUGGUGGGAAACCCCUUCACUCUAGCCCCCUCCUACCCCGGUUUCACUGUGGACACCCUCCCACGGCUGUCAUGUCUGGACACUUCAUGGAUCUCACCUGCAGAGAGACAUCACUUCAGGGGCCUGGCUAAAAUGACUGAUCUAAUACAGGACCGAGCACUAGCCACAGUGAGUGUGGGACGGCUGAGGGGAAUCUCAGACCCACUGAUAAGCCUGGAUGAUUUUCCUGUUGUCACCUACAGCUAUUUUGUCACAUACGACUUCUUUAGUCUUCAAAUUCCUGCCAUACAGAACACCGAUAGCAACUCAAAAAUGGAAGCACCAUGCGUGAUGGAAGCUGACUUCAAUGAUGGUGAACUGCAGUUAAACUAUGACCAAGAAAUGAAGAAACCGCAUGUUGGAACAUCAGCGGUGAAAAGUGGUGACACAGCAUAUGCUCUGGUGUAUGAUGUUUAUCAAACCCAAUCUCUUAUGCAUUUUGAGAGAAUUUUUUGUGAUGCUAAUUAUAUACAUGCAGUGCCCACAGAGUAUGAGAGUCACUCCUUUUCUUCAGUAUUACAGCACAGCACAUCAAAACUAACAUGGACAGAGUGCAUGGACUUCAGAGACACACAGACAUACGUUGUUAGUGAUCUGGGAGGCUUCAAGAGUUUUCUCAACCAAGGCAUGAGUCUUAGAAUAGAAGAAGAAAAGGUCUUAUCGUGGCCUGCAGCUCCUGAGGAAACUAAAGGAGGGAAAGGGAAAGAAGCUCCAGUCAAAUCCAGUUCAAUAAAAGACAAGUCUAAAGACAAAAAGAGGAGGUCUGUAGCAGAGCUGGUCCAUGACACCCCGAUCAGAAGAACUGUGGGUUCUAUUCACGUCCCCCUGCAAAGCCUGGUCAAAGGAGGCCAGAAAGUGGACAUGCUGUGUGACUUUGGUGUCCUGUAUGCAGAGGCUGGAGUAGAAGCUGCACAAACUCCUGAAAAGGCAGAUUUAAGUGCCAAAAAGGAUUCAUUAAAGAAAAUCAAAGAGGAGAGGAAGAAAGAGGACAAGGAGUCAAAGCAGCAUGGAGGCAGCGGUGGACAGAAGACAGCUGCUGCUAAAGGUUACACCAUCACAGAUACAGGGUCAGGGAGGGUUAACCCUUCUCAAGUCAUUCACCCUUCUGUUGAGCGUGAUGCAGACGUCCAGACAGAAAACUCCACAUCCAUCCAACUGGAACCAGUGACUGUGGAGCUGAGUGUGAAACUGGAGAAAUGGCAGACGGCUUCAGAAGCUCACCAACUUCCGCUGCCACAUGAAACCUCCUGAAGCUCCUUUAUAAAGCAGAUUUAUU
Sphaeramia orbicularis (orbiculate cardinalfish) is the source of this 1983-nucleotide messenger RNA. RefSeq names its product leucine-rich repeat-containing protein 43-like. Gene Ontology annotation, molecular function: protein binding. NCBI's taxonomy places the organism in Eukaryota, Metazoa, Chordata, Actinopteri, Kurtiformes, Apogonidae. The record is from RefSeq and is a predicted model, not a curated record. Bases 30 to 1958 code for a protein of 642 amino acids. Gene Ontology annotation, cellular component: cytoplasm. The transcript is spliced from 13 exons.